AUGUGUCGUUAUCCUUCACUUUCCAUCGCACAAAAGAACGGAGCUCCCCAAUCGCAGCAGCAGCAGCCUCCUCCGCCUCAGCAGCAGCAGCAGCAGCCUGGUGGACCGCCGCCUCCUGGUCAGAACGAUCCUUCGAGAGGCGGUCCUCCGCCUCCUCCGAAUGUUGGAGGUCCGCCGAUUUCUCUUCAGCAGGGGCCUCCUCCAAUGGCCCCUCAGCAGCAGCAGGGACAGGGGCCACCUCCGGGGCCUGGACAGGGACCUGGGCCUGGUCAGGGGCCGCCUCCUAUGCCUAUGAUGAUGAAUCAGGGUCCGCCACAGAUGCCUGGUCAACCUCCAAACAGCCACCAGCCUCAAAUGAUGCAACCAGGAAUGCCUCCUCAGCAAAGAAUGAUGGGACCCCAUCAGCCGAUGGGACCAGGUCAACAACAGAUGGCUCCUGGACAACCUGGUGCACAACCUGUGGGACCUCCGACACAGAAACAGAACAGGAUCACCACUCUCGCUAAACCUGUCGGGCUGGACCCUGUUUUGCUGCUGCAGGAGAGGGAAAACAGAGUUGCUGCUCGCAUAGCUCAUAGGAUUCAGGUUUUGAGCAACUUGCCGACUACUAUGCCAGAAGAUUUGCGUCUACAAGCUCAAAUCGAGCUUCAAGCUUUACGUGUCAUCAAUUUCCAAAGGCAGUUGCGUAGUGAGGUUAAUAUGUGUACAAGACGUGACACGAUGCUGGAAACUGCUGUUAAUGUUAAAUCUUACAAAGAACCAAACGUCAAGGUCUACGUGAAGCCAGAGCCACUGAAAAGUUGGAAAACAACAAAAAAUGGAAGCCGAAGAAAACGAAGGCAGAAACAUCAAGAAUUUCUUUCUUGCGUAUUACAACAUGGCAAAGAUUUCAAAGAAUUCCAUCGUAACAAUGUUGCAAAGUUGGGUCGUCUCAACAAAGCUGUUAUGAAUUAUCAUGCUAAUGCUGAACGUGAACAAAAGAAGGAACAGGAACGUAUCGAGAAAGAACGUAUGCGCAG
Ctenocephalides felis (cat flea) is the source of this 1019-nucleotide messenger RNA. Its product is annotated as ATP-dependent helicase brm-like. The annotation marks the transcript as partial. The transcript has 5 exons. NCBI's taxonomy places the organism in Eukaryota, Metazoa, Arthropoda, Insecta, Siphonaptera, Pulicidae. The record is from RefSeq and is a predicted model, not a curated record.